This is a messenger RNA of Indicator indicator, 2139 nucleotides long. RefSeq names its product DNA cross-link repair 1C (gene DCLRE1C). Bases 1 to 2139 code for a protein of 712 amino acids. NCBI's taxonomy places the organism in Eukaryota, Metazoa, Chordata, Aves, Piciformes, Indicatoridae. The record is from RefSeq and is a predicted model, not a curated record. Gene Ontology annotation, molecular function: 5'-3' DNA exonuclease activity; damaged DNA binding. Gene Ontology annotation, biological process: double-strand break repair via nonhomologous end joining; interstrand cross-link repair; protection from non-homologous end joining at telomere. The transcript is spliced from 14 exons.
AUGAGUCGAUUUGGGGGUCAGUUACGCGAGUACCCUGCCGUGUCUAUUGACCGCUUCGACCGCCACAACCUGCGCGCCCGUGCCUACUUCCUCUCGCACUGCCACAAGGAUCACAUGAAGGGGCUGCGGGCGCCCGCCCUGAAGAGGAGGCUGGAGAGCAGUUUGAAAGUGAAAUUGUACUGCUCACCUGUGACUAAGGAAUUGCUGUUGACUAACUGGAAGUACAAAUUUUGGGAGAAUCACAUUGUUGCACUGGAAGUUGAAACUCCAACUCAGAUUUCUUUAGUAGAUGAAACAUCUGGUGAGAAAGAAGAUAUAGAGGUGACACUUCUACCAGCUGGUCACUGUCCAGGAUCAGUCAUGUUUUUGUUUGAAGGUGGAAAUGGCACUGUGCUUUAUACGGGGGAUUUCAGGCUUGCAAAAGGAGAAGCAGCCAGAAUGGAGCUUUUGCAUUCAGGGUCCAGAGUAAAAGACAUCCAGAGUGUAUAUUUGGACACCACUUUUUGUGAUCCCAAAUUUUAUCAUAUACCAAGCAGGGAGGAAUGUUUAAAGGGGAUCUUGGAGUUGGUGCAGAGCUGGACUUCGCUGUCUCGCUAUCACAUCGUGUGGCUGAACUGCAAAGCUGCUUAUGGAUAUGAAUAUUUAUUCAUAAACCUCAGUGAAGAGCUUGGAAUUAAGGUGCACGUGAACAAACUUGAUAUGUUCAAAAACAUGCCAGAAAUCCUCUACCAUGUCACUACAGAUCGACACACUCAGAUUCAUGCCUGUCGAUAUCCUUGGGAUGAUGACUGUUUUCGAGGGAACAGACUGCCCUGUGGGAUGACAUGCCAAAAUGGAACUCCCUUGCAUGUAAUCAGUAUCAAGCCCUCCACUAUGUGGUUUGGGGAAAGGAUCAAGAAGACUAGUGUAAUAGUGAGAACUGGAGAGAGUACAUACAGAGCUUGUUUCUCUUUCCACUCAUCAUACAGUGAGAUUAAGGAUUUCCUGAGCUAUAUCUGUCCUGUCAAUGUCUAUCCCAAUGUACUGCCAGUGGGUGGGACAGAAGACAAGGUGAUGGAAACAUUAAAGCCUUUAUGCAGGUCAUACAGGAGAAACAUGGAACCCAGGUACAAGCCCCUAGGAACACUGAAAAGAGUCCACAAGAGAGACUUAUCUGAUACAGAUGAAGAUGAUCUCUUUGAUUCAGAACUAACUUCUGCAAGGCCCAAGAUUCCAAAACAGGAGAAAGAACUGAGCAAAUCCUUCAGCACAGGACAAUCUGAAAAUGCUGAAGGAAACAUUAAUGAGAGAACAGAAAGUUACAAAACAACCACAAAUUACACCUUACUCAAGGCAGACUUCAUGGACUGUGAAGAAUCAAAUGAUGAUGAUGAAGAUGACGAUGAAGAAUUGGAAAAAAAUACAGUUCCAUUUCUUUCCAAUGAACCAGCUGCCACUUCCACAACAAAUUUCAAUGGGGCAACUAGUGACCAUCAGGAGUCUAAUGCCAGUGUCCCUUGCUGGGAUGCUUUUUUUAAGUGUAACAAACUAGAAGAAAGCUCUGAAAAUGAGGAAAACUUCCCCUCUUCAGCAGAUGCUGGUGGGUCCCAGUCACUCUUCAGUGAUUCUGAUGGAGUAAGCGACUCCACACACAUCUCCUCCCAAAAUUCUUCUCAGUCAACACACAUAUCAGAGCAGGGGAGCCAGGACUUGGACAGCCAAAUGGACACAGUACUCAUUACCUCCCAAGAGAGAAAUGCUUUGGACUUCAGUUGCAUCAGCAAAGGUAGGAGCAGAACAGUUGCUUCUGUAUCUCAGGAGACUGCCAAAGACACCCAACCUGACAACAGUAAGUGGAAGCCACUGGGUCAAACUCAAUCUUGUGCCUGUGAUGUUUUCUAUGACUUGAAGAGCAAAGACUGUGAGAAAAAUGAAGGAGCUAGCACUACCCACAUUCAUGAUGUGCUCGAAGUAAGUGACAACUCCAGGACUCCUGAUCUAGAACUGAGGAGAGACUCCCAGAGCUCCUCUGACUUUGAAAUCCCCUUGACUCCUGGUGCUGAAGUGCCUCAGCCAGAUAAAUUGCACUCUUUGUAUAAGAAGCUAGCAGCAGGUGAAAACAUAGUGAGAAAAAAGCCUCCUGAAGACAAGUGUAACUGA